Ceutorhynchus assimilis (cabbage seed weevil) is the source of this 3990-nucleotide messenger RNA. The record is from the annotation of a GenBank genome assembly. Lineage: Eukaryota; Metazoa; Arthropoda; Insecta; Coleoptera; Curculionidae.
UUUUUUUACGGUUUCGCGUAAACGAGUAACUUAACUCGCGUUAAGGAAUUCAAGGUGAAUUUUUGGAUUUUUCAAUUUUCCUACCGUCCUUUUUUUAUAGAUUUCGGCACUGUGUGCAGUUUCUGGGGUUCCAAAUGAUCGCCUAAAGCUAAAAUCUUCACAAAAAAAAUAAAUAAUGAAAUUUGACUAUUUUGGAAGGAAGAUCUCCACUUGAAGCCCUUCUCCUUCUGUUUAUAAAUCCAUUUAUUUUUACUACUAAACAUUAUUCUAAAAAACACCUCUUUUAGAAUAUACAUAUUAUGUAAUAUCAAACAAUCCAGCGUUUGGAAAACAAAACUUUAGAGAUUUUCAAAGCUUGUAAGUCAAUAUACCUACCAACUAUCACUCAUUGAAAUAUUCUUAUCGAUGUACUAAACACCCUGUAAAAUAAAGAAAAAUUGAAACAAAGAAAAUGCGGAAAUACUCCAAGUGAAGGGAUAAAAAGUUGCUCACAAAACUCUAAACGCCUCCCAGUAAACACAUCUGUGACAUUCACGUGAAGUUCAGGUAUAUAAAUUUAAGAUUAUUUAUUUUUUACCAGGAAUAAUUCCAUGUCAAGUUUAUGUAAAUUCUAUGUUCCAACAGAGAUAAGAACCGUUCUAGAACGGUAAUUUCCAGUCGAUCAAUUCAUUAGUCAUUUAGGUCCAUUUUUUUUUUGUAUUUAUAAAAUGUAUUCUCCAGGAAAAGGCUUUUGCUGUUAAAUUUUUGUCUGUAAAUGAAAAGCUUGUCAUGAAGAAAACUAGUUUUCUCAAAUUUUUGAUUGCUAUAUCCUAUUCACAAUCCGUAGUCCAAAGGUGAAGGUAAAUUUAUAACCUUUCCCUAUCAAACAGCACUGAAACGUGAUAAAUUUUACCUUUACCUUUGGACAUCGGAUUGUGAACAAAUAAUAGGUAGAUACAUAUUUCUCUUUUUUUUUUUGGGGUUCAAUUUUUAUCUAUUUCAGGCUGUCUCAUUCAAUUUUUAUAAAUAACACGCAAAGAAAAUUCAAGAACUUCAGAAAUUCUUAUAAGAAUAGAGAAUAGGUAACUAUCAAGGUGCUGGAACUUUGAAGAUACAUUUCUAGAAAAUCACAAGAUAUGGAUCUGAAAUUUUCAGGACAUCUUUAUUUUACUGAAAGACUACAAAUCCUGAAAAUUUCAGCUCAUUUGGCGUAAUAGUUCCAGAGAUACAAUCCAGCUAUGGAAAAAAUAGAAAAUUUAAUAAUUUUCCAAUAAUAGUCCACAGUAGAGUUUAGCAUCAAAAACUUUGAAAUUUCAACAUUUUGGAAAAAAAUCUAGAGCUAUAUCUUUUCCAUUUUGGAUUUAUCAAGGUACCUACCUAUAAUACCUUGUAUCUCGAACGUUUUUUUGAACUAAAUUAUUAUGGUAAAAUACCUUGAUUUUUAGGCAAUUUUACUAAAAAAAGUGUAAACUGUCAGGAUACCUACAAAAGGUCGUUCUUUGGAAUUUCUACAAGUGAGAUUUUUGUAGAUAUUUUAGGGCGUUUGGUAUCAAAUAUACAAAUCCAGAAAUAAUUGAUUUUACAAGCAAUUUAACACAAAGAAAUACUCAAUAUUUCAAAAUUCUUCCUUAUUUCAGUUAUAAUUAAAAAGUCACCUUCAUAAUAUAGACCUACAAAUAAAAAUUCCCAUGGAUUCAAGAAACCGCAACAAACAAAAAAAAAGAUAAUCGCGGCGAAAACAUCCCAGUUAUCUGAGACUUUUAAUAUAAAAGCUCACUAGUUGGAGUAUUGUUUCAUAUUACCUAAGACAUUCAGUGUAGGUGAUACCUCCAGUUCAAGCUUCUAAUUAUUUUUUGAUUGCGCUGAAAACAAAACAAGCUAAAUGUCUGACAAGAAAAACAUUCUUUUGCUCUUCGACCGCCCUCAAGAACCUGCCUUUAUGCCUAAGGGCGACCAGAAGAAGGCAUUUGCAGUUCCACCAGAGUAUUUGAGCGAAAAAUACAAGCCAAUCGGCCCUCAAGUGACCAGCCGUUUCGGCGAAGAAGCUUCUGAACAAAUUCCAGUCAACCGCAUCACUAUUCCUCCUCUAGGAGAAAUUUUAGAGCUUCCAAGAGACUCUAACUUUUCGCUGUUUAUCCCUAAACAUCGCAAAUUAGCGGGAAGGCUUAUCGAUAUAUUUUUGGGCGUCCGCAAUGUAGACGACUUACUAUCUGUGGCAGUUUAUGCCAGAGAUCGUGUCAACCCUUACCUUUUCAACUAUGCUCUAUCAGUGGCCCUGCUUCACAGACCAGACACACAAGAUUUGGAUAUACCUUCUAUAAUUCAUUCAUUUCCCGAUAAAUAUUUGGACAGCAAAGUUUUUGCCAAGGCACGAGAAGAUGCUACUGUUGUUCCAGAAGGAUCCAGAUUACCUAUUGAAGUCCCCAAAGACUACACAGCGUCAGAUUUGGAAACUGAACACCGUCUAGCUUACUUCAGAGAAGACAUCGGCCUCAAUCUCCACCAUUGGCACUGGCAUUUGGUUUACCCAUUCGAAGCUGCCAGAUCUGUUGUAGCCAAAGACAGAAGAGGCGAAUUGUUCUACUAUAUGCACCAGCAAGUCAUUGCCAGGUACAAUUUUGAACGUCUCAGCAACAACCUGAAACGUGUCACGCGUUUUCUGGAUUGGGACGCGCCAAUCGAUGAAGCUUAUUUCCCAAAACUGGACAGUUUGGUAGCUAGCAGGGCGUGGCCAGCUAGAGUCAGCAACCAAAGAUUGCAAAAUGUUAACAGGGAAGUUGAUGGACUUAAACUUGAUGUUGAUGAUAUGAAGAGAUGGAGGGAUAGGAUUUUUGAUGCUAUCCAAUCUGGAAUGGUUAGAGAUAGGAGCGGUCGCCAAAUUCCUCUUACCGAAGAUGAAGGCAUUGAUAUUUUAGGAAAUAUGGUUGAAUCUAGUAUUUUAUCAGUAGACAGGGACUUUUAUGGAGAUCUGCACAAUACUGGCCAUAUUUUGAUUUCAUACAUCCAUGACCCUGAUCACAGACACUUAGAAUCAUUCAGUACCAUUGGAGACUCAGCUACAGCCAUGAGAGAUCCAAUUUUCUAUCGUUGGCAUGCAUUUAUCGACGAUCUCUUCCAAAAAUUCAAAGGAACUUUACCAAGAUACUCAGAAAAUCAGUUGAACAAUCCAGGUGUAACUGUGCAAAGUGUAGAUGUAGACGUCCAAGGCGGACAACAGAACGUCCUGCAAACAUUCUGGCAACAAUCUGAUGUUGACUUAUCCAGAGGUAUGGACUUCCAACCGCGUGGAUCUGUAUUUGUACGAUUUACCCAUCUCCAGCACAGAGCUUUCACCUACAAAAUCAAUGUGCAAAGUAAUCAACCUCGCGAAGGAACUUGCCGUAUUUUCCUGGCACCCAAAACCGACGAGAGAGGUAAUCCUUGGCUGUUGAGAGACCAAAGGCUCAUGUUUAUUGAAUUGGACAAGUUCAAAGUUGUUUUGAAGCAAGGGCAAAAUACCAUUAUGCGCAACUCCAUCGAUUCUUCAGUAACCAUUCCAUUUGAACGGACUUACCGUGAUUUGGACACUUCUCGUCCUCAAGGAGGUGAGCAAUUGUCCCAGUUCAACUUCUGCGGUUGCGGAUGGCCUGAUAAUCUGCUAAUUCCUAAAGGAACUCCCGAAGGUCUUCCUUGCCAAUUAUUCGUGAUGAUUUCUAACAUCGAAGGCGACAGAGUAAACCAGGACGCUUCUGGACAAUGCAACGAUGCCGAUUCGUACUGUGGUAUCAAAGACAAGUUGUAUCCGGAUCGUCGUUCCAUGGGUUAUCCGUUUGAUAGACUGCCAAGAGACGGAGUCGACACUUUGGAGCAGUUUUUGACUUCCAACAUGCGGGUUCAGGAUGUGAGUAUUCAGUUCCAGAACAGGACCUUCAAGCCACGCAAUUGAGGAGGAAUUUGGGAUUGAAUUAUGGAAUUUUUGUUUAAAUUUAAGCACGAAUUAUUGGGAAAUUAAUAAAUUUUAUUAGAAGAAUG